Messenger RNA from Mizuhopecten yessoensis (Yesso scallop), 863 nucleotides. RefSeq lists its product as uncharacterized. The record is from RefSeq and is a predicted model, not a curated record. Lineage: Eukaryota; Metazoa; Mollusca; Bivalvia; Pectinida; Pectinidae. The coding region runs from base 58 to 732 and encodes 224 amino acids. The transcript has 4 exons. Gene Ontology annotation, cellular component: Cul2-RING ubiquitin ligase complex.
GUAAUCCCACUGGGUUAUUUAUAGACAUUGCUUUUCCGUACGUGGCAGUCUUGUACAAUGUCAGGCAGCUCAGACUCAAGCUCUUCGAAUUCAGAGGACAGUUAUUACACCUUUCUUGACUUUUACCAACACUCAGAAUCACGGAGAGGUGAGGAUGGUCAGGAUAGUCACGAUAAUGGCGUGGAACCAGGACUUCCGGAUACCGUUAGUAUCGAAUCACUCAAAGACCUUGCUGCACGAGAGACAUCGAAGUACUGGGGUUGUGCUGAGCUGGAGUGUACGAAUUUAUCGUUGGAUGAUCACCUUCUAGAGAGGAUCUGUGCGAAAGCUUCCCCUGUGGACCAGAAGAAACUAAAGAGUUGUGCAACUCUUUGUUCAAAAUCUUAUCGUUAUCUAUGGGAUCAUGCAGAAUGUUUAGUAAAAGCAGGGUCAGUAAAGGAAUGUAGACAGAUAGGGUUUUUAUUGGCUGCACAAGUAGCACGAUUAGAAACAAGUCCAAGGAAAGCGCAGGAACAUGCCAGUGUUAGUGUUAAGUUUGAGAAACAGCGUAUUACAUAUGUCUCCUGUUCGAAAUGCUUGUCGGAGUUCUGGUGUGAGCAUAUACUGGCCGCUAUCUUAUACAGAGCACGGUUUCCUGAAAAGGUCAGAACUAGAUUUAUUUCUUUUCAAUCUGAUAUUUCUACAAAUGUCUUGCCCACAAUCCUUCCAGAAAAUGCUUCUUCUCAAAGUUAAAGCUAGAUUGUUAAUUUUCAAGCUGGUAUUAUUUGUCGAAACUGAUUUUAAUUGUUAUAUUUUGUUUGGUGGUUUUAAUAUUUAAAAAAUUGUGGAACAUGUGUAUUCUCUCUGGUAAUAUUUACUCCGUA